Molecule: messenger RNA, 153 nt
Organism: Mixia osmundae IAM 14324
Lineage: Eukaryota; Fungi; Basidiomycota; Mixiomycetes; Mixiales; Mixiaceae
Exons: 1
Source: RefSeq, a predicted model, not a curated record
GCGAGCGACAGAAGUUGUGAGGCUCGUCAGGUCAUCCCUUCAGCAUACUUUGCAAGCAUUCCUACUAAGAUUGGCAAGCAGAGAUCCUGUAGCGAUGGUUUUGUAUAUCGAGCCUAUCUGAUUCGAUCUGACGUCCAUGUCUGGUCAUCGUAA